Molecule: messenger RNA, 1391 nt
Organism: Eriocheir sinensis (Chinese mitten crab)
Lineage: Eukaryota; Metazoa; Arthropoda; Malacostraca; Decapoda; Varunidae
Exons: 8
Coding region: 45-1391 (448 amino acids)
Source: RefSeq, a predicted model, not a curated record
CAAGAUGGAGGCCAGGCUAGGUACAGGGGUUUAGUUCAGCAGCCAUGGCGAUAGGAGGAACAACAGCUGCCCGCCUCGCUGGGUCCCUCGUGCUCCUGACCGUGGGCGUAUUGGGCAUGCCUACCCCCGGUCCGUGCCCCCAGCCUACCCAUCUGAUCCCCGGCAUUGCGGAAGGCCUCCCCACCCUCACGCCUCCCAGCCCGCACAUUAAGUUGUCAGUCCGCGUUGGGUACAGCAGAGGCUACAACGGGGCACAAAAGUACGGUGUGAGGUUGGUCCCUGCCUAUGUGGAGUCUGACCUGUGCGUGGAUAUAGCUAAUGAGACUGACCCUUCUUCAAGCUCCGCCCUCUGCUAUAGCCACACCGAGAUCUCCCUGCCCACCAAGAGCCAUAACUUCCUGGGCGUGGGGUCGAACCUGGUCGAGAUGAGACAUUACCUCCGGCGCAGCGCUGAUGGCCGUGCCGGGGAUAUGCUGGUGAUAGGCGUGGUGUGCAAGGCCUACCCGCCCGUCAACCCGCCCCAGACCAACCUUGUGGAUAGGGCUCUCGUGUCCGACUUGGGGCGCUUGUUGGUCGGUCAAGUCAACAUCGUGGCCUUCGACUUCACGAACCUGCUGCCCUCGCCUGCCCAUAAUUUGCCCUUCUACCAAUACAGGGCGGGUCAGGGGGAGCAUUGCGAGAUGGCUGACUGGGUGGUGUACGCGGCCAAGCUGCGCGUCUCCUCGUCCCUGGUGGAGGCGCUCAAGACUCACUACAAGAAUAACCAAACCACUGCUACGGAUACCACUGAUACUACUACUACUUAUACUACUACUACUUCAGACUCCCCGGCGGUCUCUCCAAUUCUGUAUAGGCCACAGGGAACUCCUCCUAUCGUCCCUGACCACCACCAGGAGUCUCCACCAGCAGCAAAGGUCUUGAGUGGCACAGACCUCGACCCCUUCUUCCGCAGCCGCUCCGCCUACGCUCACCCGCCCUCCAACCAGAUCAUUCUAGUCGUGGAACCCGAAUCCGCCGACGACGAGGCCGCCAAACUUGAAUCCGCCAAUCACGAGAGCGAUACUUCCUCGGACACUCCUCUCUUCCGCAGGCACGGGAGGGAGGUAGAGGAGACUGUCACUACUUCUACUUCUUCGGCGUCUCCCACCGCGGACUUCGCUUCGGUAGACUCUGAAAUUGAUGAGAUUCUAACGAAGGCUACUGCUCCUGCAAUUACUACUGAAACUACCUCUACUACUACUGAAUCUACAACACCUACCACUACUACUACUACUACUGCUCCUGCAAUUACUACUGAAACUACCUCUACUACUACUACUGAAUCUACAACACCUCCCACUACUCCCACUACUACUACUACUACUACCACCACUACGGAAAAGCCAAUUUAG